Messenger RNA from Biomphalaria glabrata, 6113 nucleotides. RefSeq lists its product as uncharacterized. Lineage: Eukaryota; Metazoa; Mollusca; Gastropoda; Planorbidae. The coding region runs from base 342 to 4700 and encodes 1452 amino acids. The transcript has 3 exons. The record is from RefSeq and is a predicted model, not a curated record.
CGGCUACUUCCAGUACACACACGUAGAAAGUGAGUAGCACCUUAGUGCCAGUCUCUGUGUUUUCUUCAGUGCUAGGAGAUUGAUUCUCGUCUUGAAUGAAACUACAAUAUUGAGACUUACUCUCCAUCACUAUUUUCAUGUUUCAAUGAAUUUCCUGUAAGUCCUGGAGUCACUUGUUUAGUUUUCUAACUUGGAGAAAGACACUAAGGAAUGACUUCUGAGAGCACGGGAUUAUUCUCUUGUUAUAAAACAACAGCAGCCAUGCGAAUGUGUUGAUUUCUUUGAUGUGUUUACGUUUAACUUAGAAACGUUACUCAAAGUGACCAGUAGUGGUCAGUGGGAUGGCGUCUAGGAGAAAAAGCGCCAGGCCAACAAACAAGGUCCAACAGCAAGUGGAAGAGGAUGAUGAGGAUGAUAACGGCGAGACAGAGUCAGCCUUAGUACUAACGCUACCAACAAAACAUGUUCCUCUUACAACGCCCAGAGUACAUUUAACUCCCCAUGGUCACAACAAGGGCUCGUGCUUUGGUGCCAGCAUACCUCGAGCUCAAGGGUCUCCAUCAUGCGAAGCGCAGGAGCCAUACAUCGCCAUCCCUUCAGACAUCUACGAAGACUUUGAGGCUCUGAAGUCUGCUACGAAAUUAGAUACCCCUGAUCUCAUGAGGAAGCUGCUCAAAGACUACCACAGAUUAGCAACCUCACCAACACAUUUGUUACGAGAGCGACGAUUGGAUGGAGUCAUAGGCGACAUAGUUGCAGCAAAGACAUCCUCUGCCCUUGACCUGUCCAGGAGCUGCCACAGUGUCACCAAUGUGUCAGAUAAGAACCGUGACGGGGCACAUGUGAGAAGCAGCCCUAAUUACUCUCUGGCAGAGCAACAAUGUGUUGAGGAUGAACUCUCGGAAGAAGAAGAGGAAGAAGGUGAACUUAAGCCUUUGGAUUUAACCUUAAACCGGCAUGAGCCGGCUGUGUCACCCGACUCCGCUAUCGUGGAGGAUAUUCACAUGAAAAGUUCGAAGUCGGCCUUGAGUUUCGGAAACCAAUCAUUCGAGACUUAUCAAAGUCUGUCCCCACAGAAACAUACUGGAUCGUAUGUAAUAAACCUUGAGCCAGGUAGCGAGGGAAGUAUAACCUCCAAUUCAAUGUUGGCUAAAGUUUUACAGUUGGACAUCCCACCCAAAAAUGUUCAUAAAAUUCAGAAUUAUUCUAUUGGUUCUCCAUCUACUUUGUUCGGUCAAGCGAAUAGAAAGAAUCCAGCCUAUAGUCAGACAUCAGCAUUGUUUCUGAAUGAUACAAACAAGGUGGAAGAAGACAAAUCUGACAUCAAAAGCAUACCGUUUGCAAGAAAUGAAAACAAUUUAAGACUUAGUGGUCUUCCAUCAUAUUCAGAAGCUUUAAGCUCUGUCUUGCAUUCACAGACAAUCUCCACUAGACUUAAAGAAUGUGAAUCAACUAAAGAAUCUUUGACAGAUGCCAGUGGUGUAAAGAAAGAGCUCCUAAACAGAGGAUUAUCUGUGUUUCAGACAUCUUUAGGAGAAUCGGAUAUUUCACAAAGCCAAAGAAAAUUACCGUUUGGAUUAAAUUUACCACAUGUUGAUACAACACAUAGAAUUUUACAUCAACAUUUCAUGCAGCAGCAGCAGUUGAAAUCAGAACUUCAACAUCAAAAUAUAGCCAAUGAGGUACAACAAAGUAGACCAGUUAGCGGCACUCAGAUGUCAAUGAAAAUGUUAUCAGCUCAGUCUCCAGUGAUAGAAGCUGUAGACUGCAACGGAGAAAAACACAGUUUGAAAGCCAGUGACUUAAGUUUUCCUAACUUUCUUCUUGAUCCUCAAUCACUGGGAAUUCAACCUAGCACCACAGCAAUGUCCAAUGGAGCAGUAGCGUCCACUGCUUCCAUUCCAAUGCCUGCAUUUUUCAUGACGACACCCACCAGCUGUAUGAAUGGCGUUGUAGCAGUACUGCACUCACUACCAGAAGGUGUCACAGGCUUGCAGCCCUUUGCCUUUGCUCCUCAUCCCGUGCAGCAAUCAUCCAUCAGUUCAUCGUCCAUACCAGCACAGCUUUCAACAGAUAUGAUCUUUACAACGGCCAACACGACACCGGCAACAAAUUUCACUUCUAUCAGUGCAUCAACGACUUUAAGUGAUCAGAACGCAGCCAUCCAAGCAGAAACUACACAGCCUUCACCACCUUUAGCAUCAGCAAGACCGAAACCGGGUCGGCCUAGAGGGAAAGGCGGAAGAGGAAAACUGCAAAGAAUCCAAAAUAAAGAUAUGAAGCUGUUAACAGAGAAUACGCUGUUCCCUGGUGUCUAUACGAGCAUUCUAAAACUUCCUUGGAGUCGUAGAUCCAGAAAUAAAAGCAAGUCAAAAACUGUCUUAGAAAUGAAGAAAGAGGCUCAGAUAAUUGCUCAUGAAAAGGUUACUGAAGAAGAAUCUCAUUUUCUUUGCGAAUCUGAAGUACAUGAUUUAGAAUCUCCUUCUCAAGAGAUAGAAGAUGUAUUUGAUACAUUGAAUCAAGAAUGUAAACAAGAAAAACAAGUCGACUUAAAAGGGCUUAAUGAACAUACCUUUGAAAAUUCUAUGCUUUAUACACAAGAGAGUUCUAAUGAGCCUCCAAAACUGGAUCACAUACAAUCCAUUCAGCGUCAAAAGCAGAAGGACCUGGAGCAACAGCAGCGUCUUCAUGCACAGUAUCACCAAAGACUACAAGAAGAGCAGAGGAAGCUGACCAAACAAAUUGAGAUGUCUUACUUAAAUAUGUCUAGCUCCCCUGUCCAGACUUUGUCCAUCAAUGCUCUCAACUUGCCAACUUUAAAACAGGAAGCUAUGUCUCCUGAUCUUUGUUCUCCGGUGUCUAAGUUAUCAAGCAAAUCGUUAACCCCUGACGGAGAAGAGACAUUUCCCUCUAACGAGAGUGUGGUCAUGACGUUUUCAACUGACGAUAAAAAAGCGUUGACCUCGAAGUUGCCAAGAAAACGUGGACGACCUCCUAAGAUGCAUGUUUUAUAUAGCCCGCUAGAGAAACAAACUGAGAAUACUGACAUAGCUUCGAGCUCAAUCCAGUCUCCACAUAAAGCUGAGAUAGAGCCUGAUAACUUUCUGAACGUCACAACAGCUGCAACCACUUCUAAUUUCUCUAUUCUGAAAUCCGCUCUAUCGACAAUGAGUUCAGACGGAUUCGCUCAUCGCCGAGCUAUUGAACAAUUCACCACUAGACCCAAUUUGAGUACGACUUUGAUGGAGCCAGACAUGGAAGUUCAGACAGGCUUAAACAAGAAGUUGUCGUUUCUUACAAGUCACAUUGAACUUGAUUCGCCAGUAGCCAAACAUCAGCCGGAGGAUGAAACAACAGCAAGCAGUUACCUGGAGUAUGAAGACGAGAGCACACCAGACGAACAAGAUGCAGCAUUGACCAAUGAAAUAACACCGGAAGUAAAACCUCGCAAGAAGAAAGUUUCAAGAUCCUUGAAGUCAAAUGAGAACUUUAUGUACGCCACUUUUAAAAUCAAGCCUAAAAACGGUGGACUGACGCCAAGGAAGAGCCGAAGAAAGCGUAAAGAUGUGCUGGCAAGCACUGCUGCUGCUGCUGAGACCAUUGCAAAUCUGAGACAAAGGAAACUCCUUGACGCUACUCUUUCUGAUGGACUGAAGCCGUCCUCAAUGAUUGCAUGGAAAUUCCAUGAACAGUAUCCGCAUUCAAGCGAAGAAAAUUCGGAGAAAAUAGUCGCUGAAAAGAGAACUGCAAACCUGCUGAACGGAGAUUUUAGCUUAAUAGAGAGCCCUCAUAAUGUGUUGCAGACUUUUGAAACAUGCCUUGAUGUGCCAAGAUCCGGGGAAAAGUUGCAGAUGCAGCUCAAUAAUGAGCUCAUAGAUUCAGAACUUAAGGCCGAAUGUUGUGUGACAUGUGGCCAAAUUUUUCAAAAGCAUUAUUCCGACACGAGCGCGCGAUGUAACGAGUGCAUCCGAAACACUUCCAUGAUCAUCAAAUCUUCUAAACUCUUUUCGUUCGGGGAUUUCCCAACGUCAUCCUUAGCAUCCGUGCCUCCGGCUUCAACACCUUCCAGCACUCUAGCAUCCAAAAUGGAAACAGUUCUCCCCAGAGAGACAGGGAGUUCAAGCCUGUGCAGCAAUAAUCCCAAUCGUCUACACUGUAAUAUUUGCCAAAUGGAUUUCACAAAGAUUUGCGAUUACCUGCAGCACAUCAGAGAAAGCCAUGGCGCCCCAAACGUGAACCAAGGGGAUACUACACGGAGAGUAAAAGUGUCCAAAACGAAAAAAUCCUUGGCACACAAGACACUGACAUGCCCUGUAGAAGACUGUCCGCAUUUCUUUAGAGUGCAGAGAGAUUUAGAAACCCACUUUCUGAAGAAGCACUCCAGUCUAGGCACGUGCCCCCAUAGUGAUUGCUCCUUCACGUGCACCUCGCGUGAAGACUUGGAGAAUCACUUCCGCUUCGAUCAUGACGCUGUUGGGUCUGUGCACGCGCUAUCAGUUCCCAGUACGCCCGAGAGCAUUACAGAAAACAGCGCUGACGGAAUUUCUGUCAGAACAGCCUCGCUGUCCUCUGAGAAACCUCUGCACUGUGAGUUCUGUGAUUAUCGCUGUAGACAGAAAAACGCCCUGACGUGGCAUAUGAGGAAACACCCAGAGGCGGCCUCGCAAUACAAGCGUUACAACAGUAUGAACAGCGAUUAAGACAUUGCCUCGCCUAAGACAUGUCCCUAGUCACUCUUUGUUUGUUUUGUUGAGUUUUAUAGAUUUCAAUCUCACAUAGAUAUUAUAGUAUCUCAAAUAGUUCAUAUCACAUAUCAUAAAAAAAAUGGUUUGAAUACAAUAGAUUGUACAGGGAGAUGAAAUCUAAAAAUAAUGAAUCAGCAAACAAUGACGUGUACAGCUACAUAAGCUCAAGGAUACCUGCAUGGAAACAAAUAAAGGAACGUCUCUAACUUAUAAGACAACAUUGAUAGCUACUUUCCCCAUUACGGGGGCUGCUAAGAAUCUCGAUUGUGUUCAAGCUCUUAUUUGAGAUGACGAAGACAAAAAUCAAUGACCUAAACGUUCAGAGAAGUGAACGUCACAAUUAUUGUGUCCUCAUUCCUGGCAUGUAUCAGUUGACAUAUAUUGAGAUCGGCCUUUGAAAGAGUGUUGAAAGUUUAUUGUAUCUAUUCAACAGUUUAACAUUCAACAGUUUAACUUUCAGCAGUUUGACAUCUUGUUUGUUACAAGUGCAUAUUUCCCCUCCUUCUAAACCCACCCAGUUUAGAGGAAAUAUCAAAUUUUGUUUUGCCUAAGUCUAAAAAUGGCAAUGUCUUCGAUUCUGAAGAUUAAGUUUGAGUGCAGUGUUUCACAUGACUUACGCAAACCCAGUUGUGACCUGGAUAUUUUUUCCACAUCUCGUGCAGACAAAGGCGUUGUCCGCUUGCGGUCUAUUUAAGUUUUCUUUACGUCUUCUGUGCUUGCCUUCAAUAAUACCAUUCGUAGGUUCAUCAUUUAUCCCGCAUGGGAGACGACCGCAUGUCAAAGGCGAUCUUCUUUGGAGAGCUUCAAAAGGACGGCGUAACAGAGGUGCUCCCAUAAACUCUAUGAAUAUCACCUCAGGCGCCAUUUCGUCCUCACUUGCAUAGAGGAAAGUAGCCGGCAGUAGCAGAUGGCCUCUGAUAGAAACAGUUGAAGAGCUCUCACAAAGGCUCUAUGAUAGAGACAGUUGGAGAGCUCUCACAAAGGCUGCGGGACAAACAUUUGAGACUCAAAGAUAAGCCUAACUCUAACCCUUACUCUAAACCAAUGAGUUAAACACUCUCCUAAGAUGGUGGGUCAAGUUAAACAAAAAUCUGAUUCAUUAACAAAGCAGAAAAACAGCCCAAUUCUUCUUCUCCAAGAGAGGUAACCAAGUGCAAUAGAUUGUUAUUUUUCAGAGUGAAUUAUUUACCUUUUUUAUUUUUAGAGCAUAAAUAAACUGAACUGUAAAAUACAUUUUCUACAAAUCAUAUAAAUCAUGCAAUGACUUUGUCAUUAUACAAUAUAUCAAUGACUCCGUCCGUUAUCAGGUUUUGUUCACUGUUUUAUUUAAUAUAUAGAUAUUUCUUCCAUUAAAUCAUUGUUUAGAAA